AUGGCGUGCAAUCACUCCCUAAUAACGCAACCAGGCGGAGCCAAAGCUCCACCGGGGGUGAUGGGCAACAUAAGCACGCUAGCGUUCCAGCCCACGCCAGCUCGGUCGCGCCAGUUAGCGCCACUAGAUGGCGUCAUUUCGCCACUGACCGAGCGCAUCCAGUACUGGCGGAUGCACGUGAAGUCAGACUGGAUAAUAAAGAUUAUAGCGAAAGGCUACCGCCUACAGUUCGCUACACCCCCACCCCCGUUCAAUGGGAUUGUACAAUCCCACGCUACAGGGGAAUCUGCCCGUGUUCUACAGGGGGAAAUCAUUUCCCUGUUAAACAAACAAGCGAUCAGGGUAGUCCCCUUCGAGCAAAGCCGUCACGGUUUUUACUCGAGGUAUUUUCUGGUCCCAAAGAAAGGGGGGGGGGGCUUGCGCCCGAUAUUGGACCUGCGUGCACUGAACAGAUACUUAAGAAAGUACAGGUUCAGGAUGCUAACCAACGACGCAUUAAUGUGCUUCGUGCGCCCGGGCGAUUGGUUCACCUCAGUGGAUCUGACCGAUGCGUUCCUACACGUCACGUUGGCACACAGACUGAUCUUAUGGAGCAGCACACGGCUCCUGUCGUUGAAAGCCACACACGUCCCCGGUGUAUUGAAUUUGGGUGCAGAUUUAUUAUCCAGGGGCAACCCCCGCUACGGAGACUGGAAACUCCACAGCGAUGUGGUGGCUCAAAUCUGGUUGCGAACGGGUCGAGCGAAAGUGGACUUAUUCGCCUCAGAGGAGAAUGCGCAAUGUCCGAUGUUUUUCUUCCUGCGCGAUCAGAAAGCCCCGUUAGGGAUAGAUGCUUUGGCACACCAGUGGCCACACGUCCUGCUCUAUGCCUUCCCUCCGUUGGAACUGAUCACUCCAACGCUCGCCAGGGUGCGGGAACAGAGCCUCUCACUCAUUCUCGUAGCCCCGCGCUGGCCAGGGAAACCCUGGCUAGCAGAAAUAAUCCCGUUACUCCACUCCCCACCGUGGCCGCUGCCCCCCCGCAGGGACCUGCUGUCCCAAGCGAACGGGGAAAUAUUUCACCCUCAUCCAGAGCGCCUGGCCCUCUGGGUCUGGCCCGUGAAAGGCUGAAUCUGACAGCUGCAGGACUGCCCUGCAAUGUCAUAGCGACCAUUCAGAGCGCUAGGGCGUCAUCAACUAGGACGUUGUAUGAUAGCA
Molecule: messenger RNA, 1197 nt
Organism: Alosa sapidissima (American shad)
Lineage: Eukaryota; Metazoa; Chordata; Actinopteri; Clupeiformes; Clupeidae
Exons: 2
Coding region: 1-1110 (369 amino acids)
Source: RefSeq, a predicted model, not a curated record